CGCGUUUUCAAUAGGCGGGAUUUAGUGGGUGACGUGUAGGUGACUGCUUUUGCGGGGAGUGUUCAUGUAACGGAGGUCAGGGAUAAGCUGAGUCUGGUCUGUUGCUGGCGAAAUGGUGUUCAUGCAGUGAGAAAAUAAACACAGGUUUCAAAUGUCUGAUAACAUUCACAAGGACUUCCUUGCUCCUGAGGAGCCUUUUCCAGUGCUCUUGCAGCAGGGAAACCUCAGUGAAGAUGGUACACUGGAUGUCAGUGACUUUGGCUGUCGGCUUUCCUCUUGUCAUCGGACAGACCCUCUGCACCGCUUCCACAGCCACAGAUGGAACCUUACCUCAUGUGGCACCAGUGUGGCAAGUUCAGAAUGCAGUGAGGAACUCUUUUCUUCUGUGUCUGUGGGGGAUCAAGAUGACUGCUUCUCUCUUCUGGAUGACCAGGAGCUCACUUCUUUUGACUUCUUCCCAGAAGGCAGUGUCUGCAGUGAUGUAUCGUCUUCCAUCAGCACAUACUGGGACUGGUCUGACAGUGAGUUUGAGUGGCAGUUGCCAGGAAGUGAUAUUGCCAGUGGUAGUGAUGUAGUCUCUGACAUCAUACCCAGUAUACCAAGCUCACCUUGCCUUGUUUCCAAACGAAAGUCUAAAUCGUAUAGGAACCUGGAUGAAUUACCUUGGAGUGCCAUGACCAAUGAUGAACAGGUGGAGUAUAUUGAGUAUUUGAGCCGCAAAGUGAGUACAGAAAUGGGGCUGCGGGAGCAGCUUGACAUCAUUAAAAUAAUCGACCCAAGUGCUCAGAUAUCUCCAACCGACAGCGAGUUCAUCAUUGAGCUUAACUGCCUUACGGAUGAUAAACUAAAACAGGUAAGGAACUACAUCAAAGAUCACAGUCCACGCCAAAGACCCGCAAGUUUGCGAGACAGCUGGAAGAGGAGUGUCCCCAGCAGUGCCAGUGCUGUGAGUGUGCAGAGCAGCAGCAGUGUCAGCAUGGUUAGCAGCACCAGCAGCAGUGCAGGUUCAAUCAGUUCCAAUUCGUCCACAAGCAUCAGUUGUGCACACAGUGAAGGCAACCUGGCCACUGUGGCUGAGCGCAUCCGAGAUUCCAAGAAACGCUCAAAGCAGAGAAAACUGCAGCAGAAGGCUCUGCGAAAAAGACAUCUGAAAGAACAGAGACAGGCUCGCAAGGAAAGACUGAGUGGUCUGUUCCUUAAUGAAGAGGUCCUGUCACUCAAAGUCACUGAAGAGGAUGACCACAGUGAUGACAUAGACAUCCUAAUGUGAUGAGAUCAAAUUAUUCGGUGCUCCCUCUAAUCCAUGUCAUUCCACCUCUGUCACUCUUUGUACAUAAAACAACUUCAAAGUAACAAACAAAAAAUGUUAAAUAAAUAAAAUAAAAUAAUAAUGAAAAGAUAAAAAUUAUAUGGCAGUAUUUAACAUUAAAAUAAUUCACAGCUACUAGUCAAACUAGACAAAAAAUUUGUCCAUCAGUUUCUUCCAUAUUCACAUGGGUGGUAUGAAAAAAAAAAAAAACAAGAGAAAUUGAUGGUUCUAGAUCCAAGGUCUUGCUCAAUAAUAUGAACACAAAGAAGCAAAAUAUCCAUUAGUGUCUGUGGAUCAAUAAUUUUUGACUUAUUUUACUUUGUAAUAUGUACUUUUGUGUUUUGGUGUGUGUGUAUAUAUAUAUAUAUAUAUA
Hemibagrus wyckioides is the source of this 1682-nucleotide messenger RNA. RefSeq names its product family with sequence similarity 199, X-linked (gene fam199x). The coding region runs from base 152 to 1270 and encodes 372 amino acids. The record is from RefSeq and is a predicted model, not a curated record. NCBI's taxonomy places the organism in Eukaryota, Metazoa, Chordata, Actinopteri, Siluriformes, Bagridae. The transcript has 7 exons.